AUGAGCGCAAAAGACAUCCUACGAAAACCCAACUCUGCUCGAUUUGCUCGCCUCAGUCACGGUAGCUCCCUAAAGUCAGAACCACUUGAUCCAGAGCUUGCUCGGGCAUUCGCAACAGCCGCAGCGUCCAGGGCCAUGGCCAUGUCGCGCUCUGUUGAAAGAUCGUCUACACUAUCCGACGGUUCGUAUGGCCGUCUAGGCGGCCCUCGCAGCAUGGCGAUCCCUCCCAGGAGGUAUAAGCGGUCUUCCUGCUCGUCAGGAUGUUCGUCUGCUACGGAUGAUCUUCCGAUCCGUCACUCAACAUCUUCAUCUAUUGAAAGUACAGAGGCCGACCAGCCAUGGGCUGCAGCCCUACCGUCUAUCAGUGAAUUUGGCGGACUUGAGGAACGGAUCGCGUCACUCCCCUCCUCCUAUCGCCGUCUUCGAAAGUCUCGCUCGAUGUUCUCAACAAAACAGCGUCCUUCUCAUACAUCUUAUGGAUUGGGAUCCACCGAGUCAUACUCCCCUAGUGUUUCUAGUCGGGGUCAAUCCUCUGAACCUCCGAGACUGUAUCGCACUUUGAGGCGGUCGAUGUCUUUCUUGAGAGGUGAGGGUCGCCCCCAGAACACACUGCGACAUGCGCAAAGUCAAGACGCGGCCAUUCAGUUAGCACGCGCGCAGUAUCAGCAAAAUAUGCUGAACAGCCCUGAUUCCGCAAAUUGUGCACCGCUAUCCAUGCCAAAGGUUAGACGAGAGCAUAGACCGUUCAAAAAAUCGUUUCGCUGGACGAGUACUUCUGAGGACCCAUUCUCGACAGAUACGUCUAUUGAUCAUCAUCGUUUUAAGACUUCCCAAUCCCACUGGAAAGCGAGGGCAUUUUCAACCACCAUCAAGAAAGGUAUCAAACGGGUUUUGGGUUUUUCCAGGAGCGCCUCAGGACAGGACAAAGCGCACGCAUCUCCAACAUCUUCUCAUAAUUGGAGGCAGUCUCCCUCAACCGUGGUCAGUCACGAAAACACUUACCCUGAUGGGUACGGAGAUUUCGAAAUCGAUCAAUUACCGCGCCGGUCAGACGCCAAUCAGUCAUCAACGGUACGGAGAAUACAGAGUUCUACGAGUUUGGCUACAAGUCGAUCUCGAGUAACAAGCUGGGCGGACUCGACUGCAGCGAAUACGAUUGCAACUCCCAAGACAGUGGGUGGGCAGCGCCUUUCUAUCAUUUCCGAGCAAGGAAACAUCGGCCAGCCUGAAUUGCCUGCACUAAUACCAGGCUCAAUUGGACAUACACCAAGUAAUAUUGUCGAUAGCCACCGUUUAUUCUCGGCGUUGAUGAAACGGAUUGGCGGAGCGAACGCCCAUGCUUCUAAAGAAGAUAUUAUCCUUGGUCAGGUCAAAGAGCAUCGGGCAAUUCCUACGCGCGGGUCGCAGCAUUUUCACCGCAGCCGACAUACUAUCCGCCAGGUUCCCAGUGAUGCCUCAAUUAACUCUCCGAAAUCAUUCGCAACUGCCAAUGUCUAUCCAAUAACGCCUUUUGGACAACCGCAAGACCAUCGCGCCGAAGGCUUCUGCAGUGCAUCCCGCCGCACCGAUAUCAACGAAGAUGGCAACGAAGCCAUACGGGGGGGAAUUCCACGACCCGAAUCCGUUUCGCCUAGCGUUUAUUCUCGAUCGACGAAUGGACAAGCCAAGGCUGACUCGCCUGAUUCGAGAGAAGAGCCUGGUGUAGCUACCAUAUACGCCUCCGAAAGGACGGCGUACAGUUCUCCUAGCAAACGUGAUCAGUCCAUAGGCGCCGAUGUUUCAGCUCAGCAGGGUACCGAUUGGCAGAAUUGGAUGGACUCACAAAUGGCGAUAAUUGAGAACUCCACACCCACGCGGCAUUAUCGAGAAAAUGCGGAGAUUCAUGAUGGCUACGCACCUAGUUUCUCGUCCUCCGUUCCGACUCGGAGAAUCAGAGUAGAAAGCAGAGGCAUGGCCGAAGCCGACAAUGACCAUGACGGGCUCGACCGCAAGGUAUCGACAAACAGCAACUUCUCUCGCCCUUUCAGCCGGUCGUCAAGCUUGCGCACAGCGGUGAAAGCCCACAAGCCCUCAACUAAGACACCUACACCUUCUAUACCACCUUUGCCGUCUGAUGAUGUCUUUCGGGAUUCUGGAGGGCAGGAAUGUUUCGUUAGAUCAACCCAUGCAGAACAAAGCAAUGUUGGAGUAUCGCCCAUGUUAUCAAGAUCGAGCAAUCAGCCGCGACUGCCCGAGUCACCCACUCCAAAGAGGUUGGCCCCCGAUGUCUCCCCAAUAAUGGGCAGCGAGAAGUAUGGACAGUACUCAACCAAGCAGUCACCCGCGAACCAAGAUGCAAGGACGCUUCAUAGACGGUCCGCUCGCUUCCUGCGCGAGAAUCGGAGAGUCACAAACGAAAAUAUGAAAAUGGAGCAGGGGAUGUACGAUCAGGCCCAGGGCCUUCAGUCGCCGAUGUCAAGUAAACGCAUGGUUGAAAUAUUCUUGAAUAGCAGACGCCGUCAGAUGGGCGCAGACCCCGACAAUGCCGCUCCAGAACCAGCCUUUUUGUAA
Molecule: messenger RNA, 2550 nt
Organism: Aspergillus puulaauensis
Lineage: Eukaryota; Fungi; Ascomycota; Eurotiomycetes; Eurotiales; Aspergillaceae
Exons: 1
Coding region: 1-2550 (849 amino acids)
Source: RefSeq, a predicted model, not a curated record